AUGAAUCGUUUCUCCUUUUUUGUGGCGGUGUUUCUUUUAUGUGUUGUAAGUACAUAUGCUGUCAAAGUUGUGGAUGUUGAUGUUAUUUGCAAGAAUGUUGACAACACUCCUUUUUGUUUAAAUUUUCUAAAAUUAAAACAUGGUGUAGAUCUCGUUACCCUUGCUCAAUGCACAAUUGAUGCGGUGCGUAUUAAAGCAACUAGCAUAGUUAAUCUAACCACAUCACUAAUUUCUCAAGGUGGUAUUGAUUCUGAGGCAAAAGCUCAUUACGAAAGUUGUUUGGGAUAUUUUGGGUGGGAUGGUGCUCUUAGUGACCUGGUGACUGCUGAGAAAUACUUAAAAAGUGAAGAUUAUUAUUCAGUAAUAAAUGUAGCAAGUACUCUUAUAGUUGAUUAUAUGUAUUGUGUUGAAGGGGAAUCACCAGGUGAACUACCCUAUCCUGACAAAACAAAGAUACCAAAAUAUGCUAAAUUUAUUAAGGAAGUUGCUGCUAUUUUGCUUAGUAUAUCACAUUUGUUGUUAAAAAAAGUAGUUGUUUAG
This is a messenger RNA of Vicia villosa (hairy vetch), 540 nucleotides long. RefSeq names its product pectinesterase inhibitor 1-like. Gene Ontology annotation, molecular function: pectinesterase inhibitor activity. Gene Ontology annotation, biological process: negative regulation of catalytic activity. The record is from RefSeq and is a predicted model, not a curated record. Bases 1 to 540 code for a protein of 179 amino acids. Lineage: Eukaryota; Viridiplantae; Streptophyta; Magnoliopsida; Fabales; Fabaceae. The transcript has a single exon.